Messenger RNA from Cucurbitaria berberidis CBS 394.84, 275 nucleotides. RefSeq lists its product as uncharacterized. The transcript has a single exon. The record is from RefSeq and is a predicted model, not a curated record. The coding region runs from base 14 to 223 and encodes 69 amino acids. NCBI's taxonomy places the organism in Eukaryota, Fungi, Ascomycota, Dothideomycetes, Pleosporales, Cucurbitariaceae.
CGCGGCAUAUUUCAUGCGAGAUUCUGGACAAUUUACUUGUUGCCUGUUGACUGCCCGUGCACCGGGUAGCUGCAGGUCGCGCUUUCUUUCACAUCUGAAGCAAACUCGCCCUCACCUCCAGGAUACUUCAACGCCCCUUCCUCCGAAGAAAGCUCACUCUUUACCUACUGGCAUUCAUCCGCCUAUCUCAGAGGUGUACUCGAAGUCGACCGCGACUUCCUGACAAGGUCUGGUUACGUUUGGAAACAAGCCGACAGGUGUGGAGUGCUGCGACG